GUUGAGUGGUUCUUGGAUGAUGUACAAGACAGAUCAACAUUGGUACAAGUCAGCAUUCCAAAGGCUUUUUCAAAAAAGAAACGUAAAAGAGUGUAGAGGAUGGAAUGUAUGAUGUACAAGUAGAAACAAACCCAGUUGACUGGUCUAGUCAACUCUCCCACAAACAUCACCUUCCCCGAAAAACCACUCUUUAUUCCUUCCACUCAAAUUACUCCAUUGUUCAAUUCCAUUCAACCCCUUUUUCCCUCUCUCUCAAACACACUCACUCAUGUAUCACGGCGCCGAAGCCGUCGUGGCCGCAAUCGGCAGCUUUAUCAUCGUCACAGUUAUACUCGCCGCCAUCAUUCUCAUCUUCAAACUCCGCAAACAAACCCAAACCCGCCGCAACAACCAGAUCCGAACCCGAGCCUUUCGAAACACUAACCCGAACAGCUCCAAUUCCCUCCCUGUUGACGCCAGCUGGUCAUGGGAUCCCAAUCUCAAGAUCUCCAUGGAAGAACUCACACGCGCCACCAAUAACUUCUCCUCUCACCUCAUCGUCGGCGACGGAAGCUUCGGCCUCGUCUACAAAGCUCAUCUCUCCACCGGCGUAACCGUCGCCGUAAAAAAACUCUCCCCCGACGCCUUCCAAGGAUUCCGCGAAUUCGCGGCGGAGAUGGAAACCCUAAGCAAACUCCGCCACCACAACAUCGUCAAAAUCCUCGGUUACUGGGCUUCUGGACCUGAGCGGUUACUCGUUUACGAGUUCAUCGAGAAAGGAAACCUCGAUCAAUGGCUUCACGAACCUUCUUCUCCAACUCACCAAAACGACGACGUUUCAACCGAUCUAAUUCCUUCUCCUUUGUCUUGGGAAACAAGGGUUAACGUCAUUCGGGGUGUUGCUCAUGGGCUUUGCUAUUUACACGGACUCGAGAAGCCCAUUAUUCACCGAGACAUCAAAGCUAGCAAUGUGUUAUUGGACUCUAAUUUUGAGGCCCAUAUUGCUGAUUUUGGGCUUGCUCGUAGAAUGGACAAGUCGCAUUCCCACGUGUCAACGCAGUUCGCAGGUACAAUUGGUUACAUGCCUCCGGAGUAUAGAGAUGGGUCUAAUGUGGCUAACCCGAAAGUGGAUGUGUACAGUUUUGGAGUGUUGAUGAUGGAAACUGUAUCAGGCCACAGGCCCAAUUUGUCGGUGAAAUUGGAUGGAGUUGAUAUUGGGCUUGUUAAUUGGGCUAGGAUGAUGAAGGAAAGAAACACUGAGGUGGAGAUGCUCGAUGUAAAUAUUCCAAGAGAAGAAGCGUUGAAGGAGGAAAGUGUUGGGGAGUAUGUGCGCAUUGCUUGUAUGUGUACUGGUGAGUUACAGAAGGAUAGGCCUGAAAUGUCUGAGGUUGUCAAAUUAUUGGACUCGAUGUCCCUUUGAACCGUGCUUUCUUAACCUCAUUAUUCAGAAUUGAUUAUCAACGUAUAUAGAUACAUACAUUCAUUGCAAUACUAUUGUUAGUAGGAUUAGUUUUAUGUAAUUAUAUUAGUAUUAUUAUCAAAUUUAUUGUUUUGGUUUUCAUUCGGUUGAUAAAUGCAAUAUAUAUCGUAAGUAACUGAGCACCCU
Molecule: messenger RNA, 1585 nt
Organism: Cicer arietinum (chickpea)
Lineage: Eukaryota; Viridiplantae; Streptophyta; Magnoliopsida; Fabales; Fabaceae
Product: phytosulfokine receptor 2
Biological process (GO): protein phosphorylation
Molecular function (GO): ATP binding; protein kinase activity
Source: RefSeq, a predicted model, not a curated record